This is a messenger RNA of Alligator sinensis (Chinese alligator), 2562 nucleotides long. RefSeq names its product protocadherin-10-like. The record is from RefSeq and is a predicted model, not a curated record. Lineage: Eukaryota; Metazoa; Chordata; Crocodylia; Alligatoridae. Gene Ontology annotation, molecular function: calcium ion binding. Gene Ontology annotation, cellular component: plasma membrane. The transcript is spliced from 5 exons. Gene Ontology annotation, biological process: homophilic cell-cell adhesion. Bases 1 to 2562 code for a protein of 853 amino acids.
AUGGGCACCGGCGUCUGGGGCAGGGGCAGGGGCUGGUUCUGCAGCCGGCAGAUGCUGUUGCUCCUGCUGAGCUGCCGCUUGGCCUCGGCCCCGGUCCCCGCGGCCGCCCAGCUGCGCUACUCGGUCCCGGAGGAACUAGAGCACGGCGCCUUCGUGGCCAACCUCGCCGAGGACCUGGGGCUAGACGUGGCCGAGCUGUCGGCGCGCCGAUUCCGCAUCGUGUCCCGGGCUGGCGCGAGGCAACACCUGGAGGUGAACCUGGAGAACGGGAUCCUCUUCGUCAACGAGAAGAUCGACCGUGAGGAGGUGUGCGAGGCCGGCGGGGCCUGCCUCCUGCACCUGCAGCUGGUGAUCGAGGGUCCGCUGGAGCUGUACCGCGUCGAGGUGGAGGUGCUGGACAUCAACGACAACGCGCCCGCCUUCCCCUGGCAGGAAUACGUGCUGGAGGUGACCGAGUCGGCGCUGCCCGGCGCCCGCUUCCCGCUGGAGAGCGCGCAGGACCCCGACAUGGGCACCAACUCCCUGCGCACCUACCAGCUCAGCCCCAACAGCUUCUUCUCGCUCGAGGUGCAGUCGCGCAGCGACGGCAGCAAGUUCGCGGAGCUGGUGCUGGAGAGAGCCCUAGAUCGCGAGCAGCAGCGCUCGCACCGGGUGCUGCUCACGGCCCUGGACGGCGGCGUCCCGGAGCGCACGGGCACGGCGCGGGUGGUGGUCACGGUGCUGGACGCCAAUGACAACGUGCCCGCCUUCGACCAGGCCUCCUACGGCGUGAGCCUGCCCGAGAACGCGCCUGCUGGCACCCUGGUCAUUCAGCUCAACGCCACAGACCGGGACGAAGGCACGAACGGCGAGAUCGAGUACUCGUUCAGCGGCCACGCGCCGCCUCGCGUGCGGGAGUUGUUCAGCGUGGAGCCGCGCAGCGGGCGGGUGCGCCUCAAGGCGCCGCUGGACUAUGAGCGCGCCAGCCUGCACGAGCUGUACGUGCAGGCCAAGGACCGCGGCCCGGCGGCCGUGGCCGUGCACUGCCGCGUGCUCGUGCGCCUCCUGGACGUCAACGACAACGCGCCCGAGGUGAGCCUCACGUCGGUGUCGGCGCCCGUGCUGGAGGACGCGCCGCCGGGCACCGUGAUCGCCGUCAUCAGCGUCCUGGACCGCGACUCGGGCGCCAACGGGCUGGUGAGCUGCGAGCUGUCCCCAGACGUGCCCUUCCGGCUCCAGGCCUCCUUCCGCAACUACUACGCGCUGGUGACAGCGGAGCCGCUGGACCGCGAGGCCGAGGCUGAGUACAACAUCAGCAUCACGGCGCGGGACGGCGGCUCGCCCGCGCUGCUCACCAGGAAGACGCUGACUGUCCAGGUGUCCGACGUCAACGACAACGCGCCGCGCUUCCUGCAGCCCUCCUACAACGUCUACGUGCUGGAAAACAACGCCCCGGGCGCCUCCAUCUGCUCCGUCAGCGCCCGCGACCCAGACUGCCAGCACAACGCCUACCUGUCUUACUCCCUGGCCGAGGGCCGCAUCCAGGGUAUGCCCGUGGCCACCUACGUGUCCAUCAACUCGGACAGUGGGCACAUGUACGCGCUGCGAUCGCUUGACUACGAGCAGAUCCGCAGCUUCCAGGUGCAGGUGCGGGCGCAGGACGCCGGCUUCCCGCCGCUCAGCGCCAACGUCACCGUCACCGUCUUCGUGCUGGAUCAGAACGACAACGCGCCGGUCAUCGUCUCGCCCCUGCCCCGCAACGGCUCCGUGGCCACCGAGCUGGUGCCGCGCUUCGCGGACCCGGGCUACCUGGUGGCCAGGGUGUCGGCGAUGGACGCGGACGCGGGGCAGAACUCGCGCCUGUCCUACCAGCUGCUCCAGGCCACGGACCCGGGGCUCUUCAGCAUGGCGCUGUACACUGGGGAGCUCCGCACCGCCCGCACCUUCCUGGACCGGGACGCCCCGCGCCAGCGCCUGCUCGUCCUGGUGCGGGACAACGGGCAGCCGCCGCUCUCGGCCUCCGUGUCGUUGCUGGUGGCGGUGGUGGACCCCGAGUCCGCCAAGAGCGACUUCAUGUUCCUCAAGCCCUGUAGCCCACGGCCCGCCCGCAACAACGAGCCGGGCCCCGAGCGCCUCCCGGCGCGGAAGCCGCGGGCGGCCAAGAAUGCGCUUAAUGCCGCCAGCCAGAUCAAACAACCCAAUACAGACUGGCUGCCUCCAAAAACCCAGCUUGCGGCCCUGAAAAGUUCGCAGAGUUUGGAAGACGUAGGCGGGAUCCGAAGGGGAGUCCAGAAGGAGCCCGACAGACUGCGUACGCUGGUCAGCCCGCUCUCUGAUUUCCAGAAGGCCUCGGGGGCCGCCACCAGCGUCUGGGCCCCCAGAUACGGCCCGCUUUACCCGCCCCUGGACUAUCAGCACAACGUUUACAUCCCAGGGACCCCGACUAUGGUGGGCAACAAGGAGGGGCCCCUUUUUUUGGACCAGGAGGACAAGAGCAGCUUCUCCACUUUUGGGAAGAGAAAGAAAAUGAGCACGUAUUGCGACAUACACGACAACGUGAUGAUCAACAAUGACCUCAAGUGA